AGCGAGUGCCAUGGAAAGUCUAAGAGGGGUGCUUGUUCCAGGGUUGCCUGGACAAUGAAGAAUCGGCUGCCACCCCCUCUGUCGUCCCCCAGGCAGGCCCAUGAAUAGCAGGUCUGUUCCAGCAGCUGUAUCCCGGCCCAGCUCCGAGCCUCCGGGAGCUGCGAGCGCUCCGUUCCGCGCUCCGGCUGCACGGCGAGACGCAGACCUGGGAUGGGCACAAGGAUGGCCUCGGAAAGGGACAGCACCAGCCCACAUGGCAUGAAUCCUCACCUCCGGAUCAACGGGCCGAUGAACAUCAACCACUAUGCCACCAAGAAGAGCGUGGCAGAGAGCAUGCUGGACGUGGCCCUGUUCAUGGCCAAUGUCACCCAGCUCAAAGCUGUGCUGGAGCAGGGCACAUCCUUCCAGUACUACGCCACCCUCAUCGUGCUCAUCAGCAUCUCCCUCUUCUUCCAGGUGAUGAUUGGGAUUCUCCUUAUCAUCACUGCUCGUCUGAACCUGAAUGACAUUGCCAAGCAACCCCGCCUGAAUAUACUGAACAACGCUGCCACAGCUCUCAUCUUCAUCACAGUCAUCCUCAACAUCUUCAUCACAGCCUUUGGGGUGCAGAAGACUGGCCUCUACCCUACCAGGAAUUUUGGACCUUAUUAAUUCAUGGGACAAUGGAGUCAGGAUCUGAGCACUGCAGCUCUCCUCCACACUUCCACUGACCUCAGCAGGAGCCCAUGGAUGAAUCCAGAAAACUGGGUUGAACUUCAAAACUCUGUGUGUGUC
Molecule: messenger RNA, 774 nt
Organism: Catharus ustulatus (Swainson's thrush)
Lineage: Eukaryota; Metazoa; Chordata; Aves; Passeriformes; Turdidae
Gene: NINJ2
Product: ninjurin 2
Exons: 4
Coding region: 211-651 (146 amino acids)
Biological process (GO): tissue regeneration; cell adhesion
Cellular component (GO): membrane
Source: RefSeq, a predicted model, not a curated record